UAAGAUAGGAUUCAAACCAGCGAAGUGGAAUCCCUGUGAUGCCCAGUGAUGAGAGGGCAGACAGGAGGAUCUGAUGAUUGACAGUGUCAAAAGCACCAGAUGGAACCAGCAGAAUAAGAUGUCAGAUGAUUAUCAAAUGAGUUGGUAUGGGAUCAAGUAAACAUGGAAGAGUUAGAUUUGUAAAUGAGAUGGGAAAGUUCUAGUUCAGAUGGCAAGGCAAAAAAAAGAAAGAAGAGUAAGAGGGCAAUCAGUUGAGACACUGUAUAAUGAAUUACAAUAUGGGUUAGCCAAGGAAGCUAGCUGCCGGUGGAUAGCACUUAUUUUGUCACUGAAAAAAUACAUAAAUUCAUCAGUGCAGUAGAGAUGUGCAGAAAGGCUGUCAGGUGGUUUCAGAAUACGAUUUACAAUGAAGAACAAUGCUGUAGUAUAACUAUCUCCAGUAUGUAAAUAAUCAGCAUAUUAACAAACAAAAAUAAAAUAAAAAAGUGAAAAAGAGUGAAAUGUUGAUUUUAUCAGCUUAAAAAAACAAGUAAAUAAUAUUGAAUAACUAAAAUAAGACAGUUUUAAUAUUCAAAACUAAUGUUUGUUUAUCUAGCAGCUUUUUUUAACUAAUGAUAUAGUACCUGCUUAUUUACAUUAUUAGUUUAGUUAUCAUUUAUGCAAUAAAUACUUUCCUCAAUUAUAUAUAUCUGCUCUUGAAGUUGAAGGGGGAAAUUUUAAUACACACACAUAAAUGUUUUUCCACCAAGAUUUCAAAUACGAAUACCUUCGAUAUAUGUUUUAUUUGUGUUUCCAAUCUGUGCACAAUGUCUCUGCACCUGUGUGAUUUUAGACAGCAGCGUGUGAAAAUUACUUUUAUUUUGGGUGACGAUGUGACGUCAUACGUCAGCGCCGCUCUCCUGCAUCUGUUGUGAUUCGGUUGGAAAAAGAAAACACCCUGAUGAAGCAACUGAGAUCCAUGUGACACUAUUAUAAAGAUGGCAUUUAUUAAGGAGGAGAGUGAAGACAUGAGGAUUGAAGAAGCAUUCAAAGUCAAACACGAAGAUACUGAGGAACAAACAGAUCUGAUGGUGUUGAAAGAGGAGACAAGAGACCAAUGUUUCAUAACUGGAGAAAAAUCAAAUAGCUGCUUACAGACUGGAAAGACUUCCUCACAAAAAAGAACUCAAAAGACAAAAACUAAAAGUUUCACCUGCCAACAAUGUGGGAGAAGUUUCAACCGAAAAGGAAACCUUAAUUACCACAUGAGAAUUCACACUGGAGAGAAGCCUUACACAUGUCCUCAAUGUGGGAUAAGUUUUAUUCAAGGAGUAAUGCUUAAAAGGCACAUUAGAACUCACACUGGAGAGAAGCCUUUCACCUGCAAACUGUGUGGAAAAAGUUUCAUUCGAAAAGGAUGCCUUAAAAGUCACAUGAGAACUCAUACUGGAGAGCAGCCUUACACAUGCCCUCAGUGUGAAAGGAGUUUUGCACAUAAACAGACUCUUAAUGCCCACAUUAGAAUUCACAGUGGAGAGAAGCCUUACACCUGCCAACAGUGUGGAAAGAGUUUCUCUGAAAAUGGAAACCUUAAAGUCCACAUGAGGAUUCACACUGGAGAGAAGCCUUUUACCUGCCAACAGUGUGGAAAGAGUUUCAAUCAAAAAGGAAACUUUAAAGUCCACAUGAAAAUUCACAGUGUAGAAAAGCCUGAAAACUGUGUGGAAAGAGCUUCACAGCAGAACUAAUCACUACAGUGCGUUCACACCGUCGCAGGCAAGAGCGUCAAAGUGGCUGGAAAUCAUUCAUUUUCAAUGUGAGCCGGUGUUAUGGAUCAACUGGGGAUCGUGUUAACUGGGGAUGUGCGCGUGCAUGUGAGCUAUUUUACGUCCCAUUCCAACAGAUUCGUCAAAAGCGACCGCAAAGCUGUAAUGAAAAGACGUUGGUACAUUCUUAAUGUUAUUAAUAAAUGUUGGUGCAAUUCUUAUGCUGUGUUGUUUCCUCAAUACCUGUUUUAAUGCAUGUGACAGUUUAAGUGUCAUUUUAAUAUGAUUUCAUGUGGUGAUAUGGACUUUAACACAAUCUUUUUUGAUUUAUUUGGCUAGAUAUCAUAUAAACAUUGACACUGGAGAGAAGCCAUUCAGAUGUGAUCGGUAUGAAAUAUGUUUCACACAUAAAAAUAACUAUUUAAAGGGUUAGUUCAACCAAAAAUGAAAAUUCUGUCAUUAAUUACUCACCCUCAUGUCAUUCCAAACCUGUAAGACAUUCGUUCAUCUUUGGAACACAAGUUAAGAUAUUUCUGAUGAAAUCCAUGAGCUUUCCGACUAGCUUUCUAUGCUGUCACACUUACAGAUACACCUGAAGAAUCAAGCCCAGGGGCCUCAAACUUAAUUCCUGGUGGCCCGGAGCCCCGCAGAGUUUAGAUUCAGCCCUAAUUAAAUGCACCUUGUCCAACAAAUCAAGUCA
Molecule: messenger RNA, 2445 nt
Organism: Cyprinus carpio (common carp)
Lineage: Eukaryota; Metazoa; Chordata; Actinopteri; Cypriniformes; Cyprinidae
Product: gastrula zinc finger protein XlCGF49.1-like
Exons: 3
Coding region: 978-1727 (249 amino acids)
Biological process (GO): regulation of transcription by RNA polymerase II
Cellular component (GO): nucleus
Molecular function (GO): RNA polymerase II transcription regulatory region sequence-specific DNA binding; DNA-binding transcription factor activity, RNA polymerase II-specific
Source: RefSeq, a predicted model, not a curated record